Messenger RNA from Papilio polytes (common Mormon), 795 nucleotides. RefSeq lists its product as uncharacterized. The transcript has a single exon. The coding region runs from base 1 to 795 and encodes 264 amino acids. Gene Ontology annotation, molecular function: oxidoreductase activity. The record is from RefSeq and is a predicted model, not a curated record. Lineage: Eukaryota; Metazoa; Arthropoda; Insecta; Lepidoptera; Papilionidae.
AUGAGUUUUGAGAACAAAGUAAUUUUAAUAACCGGCGCUGGUUCAGGUAUAGGGGAAGCUAUCGCUAAAGGGUUUUCUAAAGAAUCAGUUAAAUUAUCCCUAAUCGAUAUAAACGAAGAGAAUUUAGACAAAACCGCAAAAGCAUGCGAGUCAGAGACAGUCGAAGUACACAAAGUUGUAGCGAAUCUAACUAACGACGAAGAUAUUAAAAGUUCAAUAGACAGUACAGUGAGAAAAUUCAAUAAAAUAGACGUAGUUAUCAACUGCGCUGGAAUUUGUGGUUCUGGAAGUAUUUUAGAUGUUGAUUUAUUACAGAAAUUUGAUGAAACAAUAGCAAUAAAUCUGAGAACAACAAUUGCUAUGACCAAUUCCGUUGCAACGCAGCUAAUUGCAACUAAAGGGAAUAUAAUAAACAUUUCCAGUAUUUGUGCGACUUUAACAACGAAGUACAUGAUACCUUAUAACGUAGCUAAAGCUGGAUUGACACAUUUUACUAAAUCAGCGGCUUUAGAAUUAGCUGAGAAAGGUGUACGAGUCAAUUGUAUAUCUCCAGGAUAUGUGAAGACUCCAUUUUUAUUGAAUUCUGGUAUAAAUGAAAAUUAUAUUGAUGCAGCUUUGAUGGCUUGUGCUCAUGUUGUACCUUUGAAGCGUGUGUUAGAGCCAGAGGAGGUUGCAGAAUUGGCUUUGUUUCUAGCCAGUGAUAAAGCUAGUGGUAUAACGGGUUCUGAUUAUGCGAUUGAUGGAGGUUUAUUAUUAUCUGGACUUAAUGCGCUAUCUGAACAUAAAUUUUACUAA